Molecule: messenger RNA, 323 nt
Organism: Dissoconium aciculare CBS 342.82
Lineage: Eukaryota; Fungi; Ascomycota; Dothideomycetes; Mycosphaerellales; Dissoconiaceae
Exons: 1
Coding region: 122-289 (55 amino acids)
Source: RefSeq, a predicted model, not a curated record
CUUCUCUCGUAUGGCUCUGUAGGUGUUCCGAGGCUCCGUGCAAUAAGCAUGAUUGGAGUUUCACGAAUUGUGAAAGCAACAGGCUGAAAGCAAGUCGAGUUCACACGCACGACUUGGCGCCAUGAGAUCUGACAGACCACAACGGAGCCAGCCCUGGAUGUAUGGAAAACCAGGACGCGGCAAGACCAUCCUUUGCUCGACCGCUAUAGAGCAUGUUGCAAAGUCCUGCGAAAGCAUCGACAAUGCGGGCCAGAAGCGACAUUGGCCACUAUUAGAGAAAAAGGCCUAAUUAUCAUCGGACGCGGAGAAGUACAACAUGACCU